AAAGAAGCAACAGUGGUCGGUSUAAUGUAUAUAUACUAGAUUAUGUACCUGAUUCAUACAUUGCAUGGCUGGUCAGUAYAUGUACCGUCUAUGUCCCAGCCAACUUGGUGAAGUUCUUUGGCGCUAUAGUCUUAAAUUUCAUAUCUACACACAAAASUGCCAAGCAAAGUGCCGGCGAUGUAUCAGCUAUGUUAUAACACCCACAUUAAGUGAAGACGAGGAUGACGGCAAUGAAGAUGCUUUAGCAUGGGAUGACUCGGCUAUUCCUGUUGGUGGUGGUAGUACUCCAGUUACUGGGUCAUUUGUACCUGCCAUUGGUGGUCCUUUUUCUGCACUAACACCAAGUAUGUGGCCACAAGACAUACUAUCUAGGAUWCAACAGACAGAGGAUUCAGGUAACAGACCAGAGGGACAAUAUGACGAGUUUGGGUUCAUCAUGGAUGGAGCAGAUUUAGAGCAUGAGUACAAAGACCCUGAUCCAGGGAACUUUGUAACCAAUGAAGAUGAAGGGUUGCGUCUAACUUUUCCUCGAUCUGAGAAGCUUAGAGAGCUAGUGUUCUCUGGUAUACCACACAGCAUGCGAGCACCAAUGUGGAUGAGAAUAUCAGGAGCAUUGCAGAAGAAAAUCAAUGCAGAAUUUACAUACAAACAAGUUGCCAGAGCCAGCUCUGAUGAAAACUCACUCACUGCUAAACAGAUUGAAAAGGACCUUCAGCGUACAUUGCCCAACAAUGCUUGCUUCUACAAGCAAACAAGUAUUGGACUGUUGAGGUUAAGGAGAAUCCUGAGAGGACUAGCCUGGCUUUAUCCAGAUAUUGGUUACUGUCAAGGGAUGGGGAUGAUCGUGGCUUCAUUAUUGUUAUUUGUUGAAGAAGAAGAUGCUUUCUGGCUGAUGUGUACUGUGAUAGAAGACCUGAACCCGCCAUCAUACUUCUCUAGUACCCUAAUUGGUGUACAGGCUGACCAGAGAGUAUUGAGACAGUUGAUUGUUAGCUACYUGCCUCACACCGAUGAACAGCUCAAGGAGCAUGAUAUUGAACUGUCGUUAAUAACCCUGCACUGGUUCCUUACGGCAUUUGCAAGUGUGGUACACAUGAAGAUAUUACUGCGUAUAUGGGAUGUCUACUUCUAUGAAGGUUCUGUCACUCUCUUCAGGAUCACACUGGGCAUGCUCAAACUCAAGGAGCAGGUUAUUCUAACUCUGGAUAAUUCUGCUCAAAUCUUUAACGCAUUGUCUGAUAUUCCUGGUGACAUAACUGAUCCUGAACUUUUGAUAAAGGCAUCUCAAAAGGCUUCUGCAUCUCUCACUGAAGUGAUCUUAGAUGCACACAGGAAAAAACAUCUUGCCUUCCUUAUGGCUGAUCUGGGAGUUCURGUGGACAAAGAUUCAGGCAAACAUUUAACACGACAUCAAGUAAAUCGACGUCAGCUAAGCACACAUCGUUCAUUUUUUAAUUUAUUAUUUGGUAAGGGACAGAAGUCUGAUGGGAGGAGUCAGGGAGGGAAUAUCCAGAGGCCUAUUGAAUUCGUGGCAGACCUUAGAGAAGCCAUUCUACAUAUUGCCAAACAUUUUGAUGCUAUUGAUCCUAAAAAGGGUCUUGAGGUGGAUUACUCAAUGGAGAGUCAUGCUAGAGAUCAUGAACGCUUUGUCAGUGUAGCAAGGAAUAGAAGAAGAAGAGCAAAAGCUUUGCUUGACUUUGAAAGACAUGAUGAUGAUGAGUUGGGAUUCAGAAAAAAUGACAUUAUUACGAUCAUUUCUCAAAAAGAUGAGCACUGCUGGGUUGGGGAGCUGAACGGUCUUAGAGGUUGGUUUCCUGCAAAGUUUGUGCAGAUAUUAGAUGAACGAAGCAAAGAGUAUUCAUCUGCUGGUGAUGACUCAGUAUCUGAGACUGUUACAGAUCUUGUGAGAGGAGGUCUGUGUCCUUCACUAAAGAGUAUCUUUGAGCAUGGAAUGAGGAGACCUUCAAUCCUGGGUGGACCAUGUCAUCCAUGGYUAUUCAUUGAAGAGGCUAGUCAGCGGGAGGUGGAGAGAGACUUUCAGUCGGUAUACUCCAGGCUGGUGCUGUGUAAAACAUUUAGACUUGAUGAAGAUGGUAAAGUUCUUUCACCAGAAGAAAUUCUCUACAGAGCUGUACAGUCAAUCAAUAUGAGCCAUGAUGCAUCAGGGUCACAGAUGGAUGUCAAAUUCAGAUCGUUAAUGUGUUACGGACUCAAUGAACAGUGUUUACAUCUCUGGCUAGAAUCGUUGUGUGCGUGUGAAGACACAGUCGCAAAAUGGUAUCAUCCCUGGUCUUUCCUGCGAAGUCCUGGGUGGAUACAGAUAAAGUGCGAACUAAGAAUGCUUUCCUCCUUUUCCUUCAAUUUGAAUGUAGACUGGGAACUAACCAAUGAACCAAAGGUUGUUGAAUCAGUCAUUGGUGAUGAAAAACAUAUGCAGGUGACGCAGCCAAUGAAGGAUGGCGUACGAGACAUGUUGGUCAAACACCAUCUUUUCAGCUGGGAUCUCUAAGAACUGCCAAUCAAAGAUAAUAUUAGGGAGUAUUAAAAAUUAGCCGAUAGAUUAAAGGGAGGGAAUAAAUUGCUGCAAUUGGGUUCAAAUAAUAUGAAGAGUAAGUUAUCAGCAGCUGGGGCAAAAAUAUUUAUUACAACAUGAUAUUUGGAAAAUAAAUAUCAUAAUAGAUCUAUAAACUAGAUAUUAUUAUUAUUAUUAUUAAAAUUAUUAGCUAGACUUCAAGUCAAUAUAUCAGCAAUCAUAAUUCACUUAAAUGCAAUUAUAAUAUACGUAAGUGAGAGGUUAGGAUGGAUAAAGCCCUGUUUACACUGGUGCUUUUUGGGGCAAUUUUCGGAAAUAUGAAAUAUUUUGUCUCAUCCUUCAAAAGAGACAUUCGUCUAGGAAAAUCUUGGUAUCCUGAAAAAAACUUUACAAGUGAAUUCUUUAUCAUUAUUUAUUAUGGACAAUAUCGCAAAAAAAUCGCAGCAAAAAUCGCCGCAAAAAACGCUAGUAUAAACGGGGCUUAAAAGUUUGGCCUGGAGCAUGAUGCCAAAAGUUUAUUAGGAUACUACACGCAUCAGCCCUUGCUUUAUUUAAAUUUUUUUUUUUUCAAAGAUCUAUGCCAUAUAGCAUUCUGUAAUAAACCUUUCCUAGGAAAUUUACGAAAUUUACGUAAAGAAUAUGACCCACUAGGUCGUUGGGUUAAUUGUGUGCUCUUGGCCAACAACCUGACUGGCUGAUUUCAAAAGAGCCACGUGCCAAAAGUGCACUUUCUGAUUGACUAAUACCUAYGUUUUGGCAACCAAUUAGAACGUUUUAGCUUCAUGUGUUCASAAUUAGAUGCGAGACUGUAUACUGACAGUAAACGUAUGAACACAUAAGUCCAUCACUUGACUUGGAACACUUGUUAUAUGGUUCUCACUCAAAUGAAUACAGGAAAGGUCUAUUAUGAAGCGUUAAAUGUUGAUCAGAAUAUAAAAGAUUUUUUYGUAGUUCAUUGAGCAUUUUUUUCAUGUACAAGUUUCUGAGAGGGAAAAAACUGCCCAAUGAGAGACAUAAAUGAUAUUUAAUUGGUAGUUGUUUAUUAUUUGCACAGGAAAAAAAACCGGAUUACCAAAUUGGGAAUUUGUUGGGAACUUCCUUGAAUUCCCAAYGAAUUCCCAUCCAAUUCCCAGAGAGAGAACGAAAAUUGGGAACUUUUUGGGAACCAAUGUUAGUUUGUUGGGAAUUUUGUUUUUCUAUUGGGUAUUAGAAAGAAAUUCCCAACAAUAAAUUCCAACGUUGGUGUUCAAAUUGGGAAUUCAAGGAAAUUCCCAAUAAUUCCCAAUUUGGGAAUCCGGUUUUUUUUCCUGUGUUGGGAGUUGAAUGGGAGUAAUUCCUAAUGCUUCACUCAAAUUCAGGUUGCAACACAACACUGACCCUUGUGUCAGACAGAAUUCAUUGGAGUUAAAAGGGUGUAAGAGGGUGUGAGAUAGGUCAUUGCAAGAUAAUAGCUGAAAUAACUAGUGUUUCUUAUUAUUAUCGUUAUCAAGAACACAGAGGUURGUGUUAGUUAAGAUAUUAUUUAUAGCCUGCACUACUCGGCAGUCUGGGAUGUUGCAAAGACAAGACUGCAAAUUGCCGAACAACACAUGUACGGGCAAAGAUAUUUAAUGUUCUAAGUAGGCAACAAAACCUUUUGAAACACCUCCAGUCAAUUAUUUCUGUUUAGCGGUUUGCACAUAUUUUCUUUCCAUCUUGGAAUGACCUAUCACCCACCCUUUUCCUUUGGCUCUAAYGUGACAAACUUUGAAAUAAGUAUAUACAUUUAAAGGGACCUCAGACUACAUUAAUCAUUCAAAUAUUUAGUGGAAGAAACCCACCUGUAUUCAAACUUUUGUCUAAAGUCUAUAAUAACMAAUGCAUUAUCAAGAAAUGUUUCUAUAGACACCAAAUAUUGGAACAGUAAAUUAUUAUAAACACUGCCUCCCCACUCCCCAAAGACUUCCCUGUCUUCUGUAAGGGGCUGUGUGAAGGCAGAAUAUAUUAUAACAGUAGGUAUAUAAAGUAGGAAAGUCGAAAUUGCUUUUAGGACAAAAGAAAAUUGCUGAGAAUCUGUAGGAAGUAGGUAAGAAAAUGGGAAAUAAUUUUAAUGGGGAAUUUCAAAUCGGAAAGCAAUUCUUGCUUAUCAGAAAGACGUAGUCAUAAUGGGAAACAUCUUGAUGCAUGAACUAGAAAAAUGACUUCAACAACAACGAAAAGACUGUAACUAUCUUUGUUUAUCAAUCACCUUUAGGGAUUUUCAGUGAUAAUCAAUUUUUUAAAUCCAUUAGAGCAGUUUUUGGUGUGACUGAAAAGGUCAUGGCUUGAACAUCAGGUCGUGACACUGUAAGGCACAUUCCAUGAGAAUUUACUCUCCAUCCAAUCAAAUGUCUGAAACACGGCAUUAACAUGCCAUAGAUAUAGUCACGCCAUAGACAUGGUCACGCCAAUGUCACAGAACUACCAAACCAUUCAAAUUAAAUAAAAAAUCCUCCAAUCAAAAUUCUAGAAAAUUUCAUGCAUAUACAGUACCAACUAUUUCAGUCAUAUGAAAACUGCUUUAUGUCUGCAAGAGAUCCACUGUGAUAUACCUCUUGAAUUGCCCUAUUUCACUAUGACGUCACAUCAAAACAAUCUAUCGUUUAAACACAAAGGAUCAUGAUUGUUGGAGGGGGUCAAAUGAACGCAAAUUCACCAAAAAUUGUUCUAUAACCCUUAUCAAUCCACAAAGAGAAGUAGAAUAGCCAGCAAAUGCUCAGAAUAUUUCUAAAUACAUAUUAACACAAAUUAUAUCUGAAAACCAGGUCAUUUUAGAUUAAAUUGUUUCGCUAGGAGCAAAUUUUGUUGAAUUUCUAUUGGAUUUGGUGAUUCUAUCCCCACUUAAACAAGCAGUGACAUAGUGAAAUAGGGCAAUUAAUAAGGGGUCAUUUUAUCAUUUUGGUACAGGACAUUAGUGGAGUAGCAUCUGGUACAAGCCUAAGUAAUUAAAUAAAUAAUCUAUCCUUGCAAUAUAAUUAACUCAACAUUGCUCUUAAUUAAUGAGAAAAAAAAUAUUUUGUAAAUAAGUUGGUAUUUUUUCACCUAUAGAUGUGACUUCAAAUUUUUAAUUUCCAUUGUGUUGAGAAAAUUAUUAAUGGCAAUUAAAAUCAGUAAGACAAAGCUA
Messenger RNA from Actinia tenebrosa (Australian red waratah sea anemone), 5675 nucleotides. Its product is annotated as small G protein signaling modulator 3 homolog. NCBI's taxonomy places the organism in Eukaryota, Metazoa, Cnidaria, Anthozoa, Actiniaria, Actiniidae. Gene Ontology annotation, molecular function: small GTPase binding; GTPase activator activity. Gene Ontology annotation, biological process: regulation of GTPase activity. The record is from RefSeq and is a predicted model, not a curated record.